AUGUCGCUCUUUGGGUCGACGGCUACCGGCGGCGGCGGUCUGUUUGGACAGUCGCAGAACCAACCGCAGGCCCAGCAGAGCACAGGAGGAGGCUUGUUUGGACAGCCGCAGCAGAGCAGGCCUGCGGCUGGCGGACUGUUUGGUGGAUUGUCGACGACAACGCAGCAACCGCAAACUCAACAGCAGACGUCCAGCGGUGGACUGUUUGGCCAGCCACAAAUUCAGCAGCAGCAGACGAUGACGGCUUCAUCUGGCGGAGGUCUGUUUGGGCAGUCGACGGCACAGAAUCAGCAGCAGCCAGCCGCCGCUGCCGGAGGCAGCCUCUUUGGCCAGGCGACGACCCAGAACCAACAGCAGCCCUCGCUCUUCGGCGCCUCGACGGCGAAGCCUUCCAUUUUUGGCGCGACGACGACGAGCAUGAAUGCUCAACCGCAGCAGGGUGGCACUGCGUUCGGGGGCAGCAUGCUGGGUGGGAGUCUGCUCGCCAACCCAGCCCAAAAUGCUCCCCCCCCGCAACAACAGCCGCAGCAACAGCAGACCCAACAACCGGCCGGUGCCUAUUUCGACAGCCUUUUCGCCAAGUCGCAAAAGGACACUGGCGGCAAGGCGGCGAUGGAAGACCUCCCCAGCCUCGAGCUCGGCCUCGGCGAUCUUCGUCACCGGCUGAGAAAGCUUCAGUCGAAACCGAGCGAGAAGCUCAUGGAUGGCAAGGCCCACUACCUCCUGGCCGCUUCGGGCGUCGAUCCCAGUGCGGCCGCCAAGGAUCUCGGCUUGCUGGAGGUGCAAGGAGGACGGGCCGAGCGAGCUCACGGAUCUGCGCCAACCGAGAUCGACGUCGAGACCUAUCUUUCGAACCUGCAAACCAAGACGACAUUGAGCAUGAUCGCCGACGGCCUCGAGCGCUCGGUGCGAGACUUUGACAACUUUCUCGACGACAACGUGGCCAUGGAAUGGGACGCCCAACGGAAGCGCAUCUAUCAACACUUUGGCAUCAAGCCCCGGGAAGACCUCGCGACGACGAGCAAGGAGUCGCACCCGGGCUUCGGCCGAUCGCGCCGGAGCAAGGUCCAGGCGGGUGCGGCCUCGCGCGCCGGCCGCAACAGCAUCUUGGGCAACUCGAUGAUGCAGCGCUCCGUCAUCGGCAACCCGAGCCGCAUCGGCGCCCACCAACCAGGCUUUUCCGACGUCGACCUCUCCUCCGACACCCUUGGCGCCCUCAAGACCCGUGGCGGGACCGAGGAUCGUGCCGUCCGCGAGAGGCAGGCGAAGCUGGCGGAGAAGGUUCGCAACCUCAACGCUGCACGCCUCAUGAAGCGACCCUAUCCCCUCUUCGCCGAGCUCGGAGAGGUCGAGCAAAAAUCGAACGAGCCCCACGCGCCCCACGUCCUCGAGGCGUACCGAGCCAUGAUCGAAAUCGUCGGCGAGGACGCCGAGGCCGAGACGUCGCUCAACGAGGCGACGGCCCGGGAGCGUCAGUUCGCGCACAUGUACCUGGACGAGAACCCCAACUCGGCUCAGUCGGUCUCGAUGAGGAAGCGCAUCCUCCAAGGCUCCAACCGCUUCCUCGAAAGGCAGUUCCUGCGCGAGGUCGAGUCCCUCAUAGCCAAGCACCCGCACGAAGCCAAGCUCGGCGGCCUGCCCGACAUCACGAGCAAGGUCAAGGCCUACAUCCGCCUGCGGUCGGCCCGGAAGGACCUCGUGCCCGACAACACGGACCUCCAGCAGAUCCAGGGCGAGUACGUCUGGGCCGUCGUCUUUUACCUCCUGCGCUCGGGCCACGUCAACGAGGCGGCCCAGUACGUCAACGACAACAGCAACCAGUUCAGGGGCAUCGACCGCACCUUUGCCACCUACCUCAACAACUACGCCGCGAGCGAGGACCGGCGGAUCACGAACCGCAAGCUGCUCGAUCGCUGCACGAACGAGUACGUCCAGCGAUCGCGCAACGCGCCCGACAACUCCAUCGACCCCUUCCGCAUGGCCUGCUACAAGGUCAUCGGACGCAUCGAGCUGAGCAACCGCAACCUCGACGGCCUGAACACCGACAUCAACGACUGGGUCUGGCUCCAGUUCAACCUCGCCCGGGAGGGGGACAAGACGGUCGAGAUGGCCGGCGAGUCGUACGGCCUCGCCGAGCUGCAGUCCAGCAUCCGCGAGAUCGGACUCAAGCACUUCCCCAAGGCGAGCGCCGAGGACACGACCAACGGCAGCUUCGGCAUGUUCUUCUACCUCCAGAUCCUCUCGGGCAUGUUCGAGGACGCCGUCGCCUACCUGUACCCCUUCUCCUACGUCGACGCCGUCCACUUCGGUCUCGCGCUCGGCUACUACGGCCUCCUGCGGCCGAGCGAUCCCGUCUCGGCCUCGAACGACCUCCGCAGCCACAGCGUCAAGAACCUGCCUCAGAUCAACUUUGGCCGCAUGCUCGGCUACUACACGAGGGACUUCCGGGCCGCCGACGUCGUCUCCGCCGUCGACUACCUCGCGCUCGUGUGCCUGAACCGGGAUCUCGGCGGCGAGGCGGGGCAGCGGCACGGCAGCCUCUGCCACGAGGCCCUGCGCGAUCUCGUGCUCGAGACGCGCGAGUUCAGCAAGCUCAUCGGCGACAUCCGGCCGGACGGCCGCCGGAUCCGCGGCAUUAUCGAGGAGCGCGGGCCGCUGAUCGGGCUCGACGACGAGGACGACUUUGUCAACACGGUGACGCUGCAGGCGGCGAGCUUCGCCGACGAGAACGGGCGGACGACGGACUCGGUGCUGCUCUACCACCUCGCCGGCGAGUACGACAGCGUGGUGGCCAUCGUCAGCCGUGCGCUGAGCGAGGCCAUCUCCCUCGAGAUCGGCGAGGACCCGAUGCGGCUGAUGCCGGUGAAGCCGAGGGCGGCGGGCGAGGAGGCGCAGGGGCAGCAGGGCAGCAGCCUCAGCCUCGCGUCGAUCGACGACCCCGUCGAGCUGGCCCGGACCAUGAUGGCCAUGUACGAACGGGACGCCAUGUUCUACCGGAAGAUUCAGGACCAGAACAAGGUCGCCUGCCGGGUGCUGCUGGAGAUGAGCAUCAUCAAGAAGCUCGUCGAGGCGGGCCAAUGGGCUCAGGGCUUGGACAAAAUUCGAGGCCUCGAGAUCCUGCCUCUGGAAGCGGCGGGCGACGCGAGCACGGUUCGGGCGUACGCGUCCAAGUUCUCGGGCCUGUCGCAGCCGGUAUCGAUCAACGUGCCGAACCUGCUCAUGUGGACCAUCAUCUGCUGCACGCGGCAGCGGGAGCAGCUCUCCAACGGACAGUUCAGCGGCAACGAGGGGACGAGACUGAUGAUGGCGGAACAGCUGAAGCAGAUGACGCUGGACCUGACGACGUACACGAGCCAGCUUCGGUACCGGUUCCCGCCGCACCUGCACGAGGCUCUGGCAAGGGCGUCGGCCGAGUGA
Molecule: messenger RNA, 3417 nt
Organism: Drechmeria coniospora
Lineage: Eukaryota; Fungi; Ascomycota; Sordariomycetes; Hypocreales; Ophiocordycipitaceae
Product: nucleoporin-interacting protein NIC96
Exons: 2
Coding region: 1-3417 (1138 amino acids)
Biological process (GO): protein import into nucleus; poly(A)+ mRNA export from nucleus
Cellular component (GO): nuclear pore
Molecular function (GO): structural constituent of nuclear pore
Source: RefSeq, a predicted model, not a curated record